This is a messenger RNA of Colletotrichum destructivum, 1527 nucleotides long. Its product is annotated as Putative ornithine cyclodeaminase/mu-crystallin, NAD(P)-binding domain superfamily. Lineage: Eukaryota; Fungi; Ascomycota; Sordariomycetes; Glomerellales; Glomerellaceae. The record is from RefSeq and is a predicted model, not a curated record. Bases 228 to 1361 code for a protein of 377 amino acids. Gene Ontology annotation, cellular component: cytoplasm. The transcript has a single exon.
CAGGGGCCCGGUCGGGAUCCCCACACUACGAACCCCUCGGAGGGGCACCCGGCUUACUACCGCAACAUGUAUACCACACAUCGUACGACUUCAACGACGUCGGUCUUUCAAUCAUCGUCAAGCCUCUCUGUCUACGUCGGUUAGCGACCGUCCAACAUUUUGCAAAGCUGAGAAAGCAAACCCAACUACUCACCUCGCAAACCCCUCUACUCCUCCUCCUCCUCAUCAUGGCUUUCACCGUCUUGUCGGACGCAAACGUGAAGCAGCUCUUCCAGGGCUUCGGCCCGGACGACGUCGCGCUCAUGUCCGACGUCCUCACCGACGCGUUCCUGUCGUACUCGGUCGGCCAGGAGGCGCAGUACCAGCCCCACCGCGCCGCCGUCGUCCGCCCCAACGGCCAGACCGGCCUCUUCAUGCCCGCCACCAUGGAGGACGGCAUGUCCGUCAAGAUCGUCGGCCUCCCGCCCCCGUCUUCCGCGUCCACCGAUCUCCGCUGCGUCCUUACCGUCUGCGACGGCACCGGCAGGGCCGUCGGCAUCAUCAACGCCGAGGAGCUCACGGCCUUCCGCACCUCGCUCGGCUCCAUCCUGCUGUACCGCUACCGGAAGCGGACCGAGAACGUCGUCGUCUUCGGCGCGGGGAAGCAGGCCCUGUGGCACCUGAGGCUCGCCCUCGUCCUCCGCGGGGGCGACGUCGGUAGCAUCACCGUCGUCAACCGCUCGCGGGCGCGCGCUUCCAAGCUUAUCGAGCGGCUCCGGGCCAUGGGCAAGGCCAGCGGGGUGGGGGCCACCGAAGCCGUCUCGUUCACCAUCAUCGAGGCGACCCCCGACAGCGCGCCGGGCGACGACCGCCUCCGCUCUGCCGUCGAGGGGAGCGACGUCAUCUUCUGCACGACGCCGUCCACGCAACGCCUGUUCCCCGCCGAGUGGCUGACCUCCGAGCGCGCUUCCGCCAAGACCCGGUACAUCUCAGCCAUCGGGUCGUACAAGCUCAACAUGAAGGAGCUCGAUCCGGACUUCCUCCGCGCCGUCGUCGACACGCCCUUCGGAUCCUUCACCUCGGCCCGCGGGGGCAGCAAGGACGGCGUCGUCUUCGUGGACAGCCGCGAGGCCUGCUUCCUGGAGGCCGGGGAGCUGGUGGACGCCGGGAUCCCCGCCGGGAAGAUCACAGAGGUCGGGGAGCUUACCCACAGCCUCCGUGAGGCGGACGAAACGGAGGCGGAGCUGCUGCGCGACUGGCUGGGGAACGGGUUGAUUGUCUACAAGAGCGUUGGGAUUGGCAUCAUGGACCUAUCCUUGGGCAAGGUCAUUUUGGAGUUGGCAGGAAAGCAUAAGAUUGGCACAACACUCUCGGAUUUCUGAUUGCGGUCAUUGAGAAUGGCUACAGUUCCAACAUGUCUCGCUGGGAAGGAUAAGACAGGGUUGUGUAGGCCUUAAAUGACUCUGCUGGCACAGGAAUUUCCCUGUCUGCAAGUUUAUCACAUGGUUUUUUCCCCAUCUUUUCAGCAAAAGGAAACUUGGGAUUAAG